AUGGCCAUGGCCGGCUUGCUCGGAACAGCCGUAGGACAGGCUGCCGUCUGGGGACAGUGCGGUGGGACUGGAUGGACCGGUCCUACUGCUUGCGUGUCAGGAAGCACCUGCGUUUACUCGAACGAGUGGUAUAGCCAAUGUAUCCCAGGUACCCAAACUACAACCGCCAUUACAACAUCUAAGACUACCACGAAAUUGACCACAACGGGCACAACGACUAAGACCACGACGCCGGCGGGCACGACAGCUCCAACGGCAGCUUCAUUUAUCUUAGCCGGCGACUCAACAGUCACAAAUGACAAAGGCUGGGGCGGGGCCUUCUGCUCACGCGUUUCAUCAGUGGCCUGCACAAACUUCGCACACUCCGGCACAACAACCAUAACUUUCAAAUCUCUCGGUGACUGGUCCAAACUUAUCGCUGCCGUAAAAGCCGCUCCGAAACCUUGCUAUGUACUGAUUCAAUUCGGCCACAAUGAUCAAAAAGUCCUUUCGCAGUCGGAAUUCCAAACUAAUCUUCAAAAUAUGGGUAAUGAGAUUAAAGGGAUAUCCGGUGCGGUUCCGGUAUUCGUAACAAGUCUUUCUCGGAGAGGUUUUAGCGGUGGAAAGGUUUCGGAUUCCUUGGAGACAUGGAUGGUUUAUACACGGAACGCUGCAAAUGUAAUUGGUGCGAAGUAUAUUGAACUAUUGCAGACGAGUAUUGGAUAUCUUAACGGCAUUGGAGAGACUGCGGCACACAAGAUGGAUUAUGAGAGCGGCGAUAGUACACAUUUGAACUCCUGUGGUGCAGGCGUUUUCGCGAGAAUGGUGGGAGAUUUGUUGGUUCGGAAACCGGUAGUCGCGCAGAGUAGUAUAAAAAUUGAUGGUGCGACGACUGGGAAGAUUGAUGCUAAGCAGGCAAUUUGCUGA
Molecule: messenger RNA, 906 nt
Organism: Orbilia oligospora ATCC 24927
Lineage: Eukaryota; Fungi; Ascomycota; Orbiliomycetes; Orbiliales; Orbiliaceae
Exons: 4
Coding region: 1-906 (301 amino acids)
Biological process (GO): carbohydrate metabolic process
Cellular component (GO): extracellular region
Molecular function (GO): hydrolase activity; cellulose binding
Source: RefSeq, a predicted model, not a curated record